UCUGUGUCUGUGAGAGAUGAGCUGGGGCAGAAAGCCGUCCGGACCGUGUGCCUGAAGAGUAAAAUCCAGAACCAUCCCAGGCCAGCUUGAGUGUCGGUUCGGCGAUGGCCGCGGCUGUGGAGAGAGGAGGGGUCCGGGCCUCCUUCAUAAACCCGGGUGUCGGUGCUCCCGCUCCUGUACCCGUUACCGCUGCGCCCGGAGGAUCUUCCAUGGCCGGAGCCGCGGCUUCUGGCUCGGGUUCGGCGGGUUCCGGUCCGGUCAUGCCCGUGCCCAUGAAUCUUUUUGCAACGUGGGAAAUAGACCGUUCAUCUCCAAGCUGUGUUCCGAGGUUGUGUAGUCUGACGCUGAAGAAGUUAAUCGUUCUUAAAGAGUUGGAUCGUGAGCUCAGCUCUGUGGUUAUUGCUGUAAAGAUCCAGGGCUCAAAGCGCAUCCUGAGGUCUAAUGAAUACAUGCUCCCACCCAGCGGCCUCAUGGAGACAGACCUGGAGCUCACCUUCUCUCUACAGUACCCACACUUCCUGAAGAGAGAUGCCAACCGGCUGCAGAUCAUGCUUCAGAGGAGGAAACGCUAUAAAAACAGAACGAUUCUGGGCUACAAGACUCUAGCGGUUGGAGUCAUUAAUAUGGCUGAGGUGAUGCAGCACCCGACAGAUGGAGGUCAGAUUCUUGGUCUCCAUAGUAACGUGAAGGAAGCGCCAGUGCGUGCAGCAGAACUGAGCGUGUAUUCACUGUCCAGUCAACCUAUUGAUCCUGAAGACGGCAGCGGACAGCCAAAGGCCAAAGCUUCAGACCGUUCUCCAGAUAUGGAUAACUAUUCUGAAGAUGAUGACGACAGUUACUCAUCAGAGCAAGAAGCCAGUGAUGAUGCUGUUCAAGGCCAGGAUCUUUAUGACGAGGAUGAUGACGUUCAGCGGAAGCCAAAAAAAACUCGUAGAAAAAUGAUUAGAACCACAUCAAUGACCAGGCAACCCAAUUUCAAGCAGAAGUUUGUUGCUCUCCUGAAACGAUUCAAAGUAUCUGAUGAGGUGUUGGACUCUGACCCGGUGGAUCAGACGCAGGAAGUUGAAGAUCUGGAUCUUUUAUAUGACAGUUUGGAGGUGUAUAACCAGAGCGACAGUGGCCCAGAGAUGGAGGACAACGAGAGUCUUCUCAGCACUCCCAAACCCAAACUCAAGCCAUUCUUUGAGGGAAUGUCUCACUCCAGCUCGCAGACAGAGAUCGGCAGUUUACACAGCCACAAAAGUCAACCAAGAGAGCAGCCCUCUACUGGUGUAGAUCUGUUAACAGUGGAUAAGAACAGAGCACCCAGCGGGCGAUACACAGAUGACCCUACGGUGGUGGACUUUACAGCUGGGGAACCGACGGAGGAUGAGGCGGGUAGGGGUGUGGCCACAUACGACGCUAACGUGAGCUGGGACGUGAGCACUGAGAAAUUAGCGGGAACAGUGGGCAAACUCUGCAAGACUGAAUCGCAGACUCUCAUGUCGCCUAGUAAAACAGACAGUAAAUUGCAGCGCCGUCCGCGCAGCACGUCUAUGAAGGACCGACAGAACUCAAAAGCUCAGAGUGAUCGAACCAGCAGCAUUGAGAGCGAAACCUCGCCAGACUCCAGGCUCAUCACACAGGUUUGUGUACCGAGGAAGUCUGUGUACGAUCAGCUCAAUCAGAUCCUGAACUCUGAUGAACAGCUGCCAGAGAGUAUCAUCCUCAUCAACACUGCAGACUGGCAAGGACAGUAUUUGAAUGAGAUUCUUCAGGAGCACAAGCAGCACAUUGUGUCCACUGUUUCCCCCGCAGACGUUCAGGCCGCAUUCAACACCAUCGUCACUAGGAUUCAACGAUUUUGUAACUGUAAUGCACAGACGCCACCCACCAUUAAAGUCGCCAUUGUGGGCGAUCAGGGUUAUCUCAGCACAGUUCUCCGCUGCUUCGUGGAGCAACUCGCCAACAAGACGCCUGAUUGGUUGAGCUACAUCCGUUUCCUUGUCAUUCCUGUUGGUUGUCAUCCACUGGCCAAAUACAUCUCAACGUUUGACAGUAAGUUCAACAGCAUCUUCAUGGACGCAGGUUGGAGGGACGUGUUUUCGAGGUUAGAGGCGCCCCCUUCAGAUAACAUUGAUGUGGCCGGACGCGUCUCACAGUAUCUGGCUGGAGCAAAUGUGUCUCACCAGUUCCCUAUUUCAGAGGCCAUGCUCACCUAUAAACAGAAAAGGAAAAGAAGUUUGUAUUUUGAUUUUUACAUCAGCCCUGAUGAAGACUCGUGUCAGAAGUUUGUGCCGUUCAUUGGGUUGGUGAAAGUGGGAAUUGUGGAGCACAACUUGUCCACAUCAGUGGACUCUGAUGAUGCAGUAAUGGUGGGCAGUGUGAACAUGCUCUCUUCACCUCCAGCAAUGACGGGAACACCGUACGGCAAAGACUUGACCUCCACUCCUCCAUCAUCUCCUUCUGUUUCUGCCGGUCUCUCUGGAGCAGGUUCUCCAGGCACAUGUGGUGAGGUGAUGGGUCUCCAGGUAGAUUACUGGACUCUCCAGUGCUCAGAGAAGAAGAAAGAGGGCGAGAAGAGAGACGUGGUCAUUAAAAACACCCUGAAGAGUAACUUCCGCUCACUGCAGGUGUCCAGAAUUUCCAGUGGAGGAGAAGCAACACCUCCAGGGAUGGCCAUGACCGUCGUCAUGAAGGAGAAGAACAAGAAAGUGAUUUUCCUGAGUAAGAAGACAAAAGAGAAGGAUGUGGACUCAAAGAGUCAGGUGAUUGACAGCAUCAGCCGACUUAUCUGCACGGCUAAGCACCAGCACACCAUGCUCAAGGUGUCCAUUGAUGGUGUAGAGUGGCACGACGUGAAAUUUUUCCAGCUGGCUGCACAGUGGCCAACUCACGUCAAGCACUUUCCUGUAGGAAUCUUUGGAUACAGCAAGCCCCUGUGAUCCUCCAAUUCUGGAACGUUCUCUGGUUCAAACCUCACUGAAAGUGGACAUCGGCCUGAGAAACGGAUGGGGUGGGGUGGGGGGGAGGGACAGACAAAUGGAUUUUCCUGUGGAAAUGGUCAAUUUGGAAGCCUGUGUCAAUGACAGAAAUAUUGUUAGUAAUGUCACUAGUCGUUUUUGUCGCUCUGGCAGUGAAAGAAACAAUGAUGUGUUUGAAGCGCUGUCUUAUUUUAAGAUAAACAGUACAUGUUGUAGGAAUUGUACAGGCACGUACGGCAGCUUGCGUUUGUAUUUUGUUGGGUUAUAGUUAUUAUUUCUGUGAAAUUUUCUGUGUCAAUAUUUGUUCUAUGUACAAUACUACAGGACAGGAUUUAUGAAGGGAGGUCAUUUGUAUUCAAACGGUUUGUUUGUUUGUUUGUGUUGAGGGGUUAUUGUUAAGUGAUGCUGUGUGAGUGAUCUGUAAAUAUGUUCAAGUGGGGUGGGGGUUAUUGCACAGAUGGGAGGGGUUAAAUGCAAAUGGGAGUUGCUAAGUACAAGUGUGAGAAGUUAAGAAACAUGGAAAUGGAAUUUCAUUUGAAUUAUUGAAUGAAUUUAUCUCUGCUAAGAGGGCACAUCCUUUAACAUCCUUUAACUUUUAGCAACAGGCACACUUUUUAGGUUAAGAAAGGUGACUUUUCUGUCACUAUCUGGGUCAAUUUCAAAAUUGUUUUGGGAGGAAAAUAUAUUUGACAACUGGACAUCCUGUCCAACUUUUAGUCUCUUUAACAAUAUCGCCUUUGUAAAAAAGGAAUAGCAGCUUUAUCUGUGGUUGUAUCUGUGUUUGUGUGUGUGUGUGUGUGUUUGUGUGUGUGUUUGUGUGUGUGUUUGUGUGUGUGUUUGUGUGUGUGUGUGUGUGUGUGUGUGUGUGUGUGUGUGUGUGUGUGUGUGUGUGUGUGUGUGUGUGUGUGUGUUUAUGAAUGAAAGAGUUCUUUUAUUUGUGACAGUUUGAGGUCUUCAGUAUUAAUUUUGUAUGGUUUGGGUUCAGCUAAAUAUGAAAAUUCUGUCAUCAUGUACUCAUCUUUGUGUCAUUCCAAACCUGUAUAAUUUACUAAAUGAUGACAGAAUUUUUAUUUUGGGGUGAAUUAUUCAUUUCAUGCAAGUGAAAAAUGUGAUAUGGUUACAUUUCUGGGAAGAGUAAAAAUUGUUUUAUUUCUGAGUAGAACUGUUACUAUUCAUUAUAUGACAUCACUUUUUUUAUUUUGUGAUAUUGUUUUUUUUUUUCUUAGAUUGAGGUGGGCUACAUUUUGGGCCAUUUUAGGUUGUUUUUUAAGCACUACUUUUUAGGGCAACGCGAGAUGUUUUCCUCUCUCAUUUAAAAACGUAUAUUUGACCUGUCUGUUCUAAAUAGAAAUGCAGACAUUUGCACAAAUCUUGUUUCUAAGUUUGACAGUAUUGAUUCUGAUUGAAACAUUUGAGGAAAGCUUGUCUUUGAUGCUCUGUAAUGUGUGUACAUAAACGUAUACUGCCAUUUCAUAUCUUUAUACUGGUUUUAAUUGCCAUACAAAUACUAAAAUGAUUUUAACCAUGGGUGCAAUGUGAUUUAUUUAUUUUUUUUACAUUUACUGGCACUGUUUGUUUUUCUAUCUUUCUUUUUAAAGGAGUUGAUCUAUUUUAUAGACUUCACGUAUUUUGUAAGUUUCAGGGGUUUCAGACAUGUAAAUGAGCAUGAGAAAGUAAAAAAGUUGAGUGCAUAGACAAAACCUUUUCUUUUUAGUAUUAGAUAAAUACUUCUCUGAGAAUUGUGCAAAUAAAUUACAAAUAAUAACAAUACUUUAGUGUUUGCCGCAUAAAAA
This is a messenger RNA of Xyrauchen texanus (razorback sucker), 4756 nucleotides long. Its product is annotated as phosphofurin acidic cluster sorting protein 2-like. NCBI's taxonomy places the organism in Eukaryota, Metazoa, Chordata, Actinopteri, Cypriniformes, Catostomidae. The transcript has 25 exons. The record is from RefSeq and is a predicted model, not a curated record. The coding region runs from base 105 to 2924 and encodes 939 amino acids. Gene Ontology annotation, biological process: protein localization to plasma membrane. Gene Ontology annotation, molecular function: transmembrane transporter binding.